Molecule: messenger RNA, 507 nt
Organism: Monascus purpureus
Lineage: Eukaryota; Fungi; Ascomycota; Eurotiomycetes; Eurotiales; Aspergillaceae
Source: the annotation of a GenBank genome assembly
AUGGAUUCUAACGGUCUUUCUAAACACGUUGUUAAGAUCCGAUUUGUAGUUCAUACCAUGGGACUUGCUGGCUGGGAUACAAGCAGGAACCAUUGGUCUAUAUUCCUUAUCCUAGAAGGCGAGACUUCGUCCGUUCGCUUAAACAUGUCCCUUGUGGAUGGUGGCGAUGAAAAUGGGACCCUUACAACCUCCAUGCACCCUUAUAUCCAGUCAAAUUCCGGUCUCAUGUAUUUCGAUUACAAUGCAUGUGCGAAUCUCACAGUAGGGCACUGCCUCGGGAUAAUUCAGCAAAAGGGGCGGCAUAGGUACCGAAUGGCUGGGAGUGGAAAUGGUUGUCGUUAUUGGGCAUGGAAUAUCUUCCUGGAUUUCUCCCGGCAAGGUUACAUUGUGCUACCAGAAAAUGGGGAAUCACAGUUUGGACAGCGAAUACAAACAAGAUACCAUAGGAACGCUCAGGGGACCAUCAAUCAAAUCCCAGACCCGAUGGAAAUGGGAGAGUUUUUCUAG